CGUACACACAGCGUAUAACUAGUACGGAGACAAGUAUUGCAGCAAUCACGGGACCCAGGUUAUAAUUUAGAACAUUGCGCAGCACAUCGAUAAUAUUGAUCGCCCAGCUUAUAGAGGAUAGCGAGCAUCCCACCAGUACUAUCACGGUGUUACUACGAUUCAGCAGAGACAUCAGUAAGUAUGGAGUCCGGUCGUUAUCACAUGGAUCCUACCGUCAGAAACCUAUGGCAACUGGAGGACCUGGCUAAACAGCACGGAGUUCCUGAGGAGGUCCAGACACAAAUCCAGAAGUGUCUUCACAGCUUCUUGACCCGAGAGGAGUACUGCGACAAUAUGUCUUCUCCAGUCAGUUAGGGUGUCCGUUAUGUGAUGGAGCAGACCAUGCAACACCCUUGGAAAAAGCUCAGCAAAGAGGGCACUAUUCCCAACUUGUCUCCAAUGAUGGUUUCGGGAAAGUUAGAAGGGAAUUUUCUUAAAACUCUUGUGAGCAUGAGCAACGCUAAGAGGGUUUUAGAAGUAGGACUUUUUACCGGAUGUGGUGCUUUAACAAUGGCGGAGGCUCUUCCGGCAGAUGGUGUUGUUGUUUCAUGUGAACUUCUUCCAUACCUUCAAGAUCUUGCUCGAGGUUAUUUGGACCAAUCACCGCACGGAAAGAAAGUAAUAAUCAAGGGAGGACCAGCUCUCGCGACAAUAAAGGAAUUAGCGAAAAAUGGAGAACAGUUUGACAUCAUAUUUCUUGAUGCCAAUAAAGACGAUUACUUCAGCUACUUCGAGUCGAUAAUGGAUAACAACAUGCUGUCUCCACGAGGGACGAUUCUGAUGGACAAUGCCCUGUUCCAAGGAUCUCCAUAUCUCAAGGAGAAAAUGAGGUUUGAUGGUCAAAGUACACAAAAAUUCAACGAAUUCAUUUCAAAGAACGACGAUGUUUACCAGGUAUUGGUUCCUAUUCGAGACGGAGUCUUGAUGAUACGACGCAAGGUGGACGUGGAGGGAUCUGUGUAGAGUUUGGCAAAUACUUUCACUACGGAAUACAUUAUUAUGUAGUACGGAAUACUUGUGCAUAAGUAUGUACUACGGAUAACGUAUACAGAAUACUUCUACUACGGACUGAAUGCAAUCUGCCCAUGGACAAUCACCUUUGUCUUAGCGACACUCUGUCCUCAACGAUUGACUGCCGUAUGGAACAACAAGAUACAAUAUACUGUCGGUUGUUACUUCAUGGUUAAAACGUGCUGCACAUAUUAAUUGCGUGAAUCUGUUAAUAAAACCACAUGCU
Molecule: messenger RNA, 1276 nt
Organism: Mizuhopecten yessoensis (Yesso scallop)
Lineage: Eukaryota; Metazoa; Mollusca; Bivalvia; Pectinida; Pectinidae
Product: caffeoyl-CoA O-methyltransferase 2-like
Exons: 7
Coding region: 370-1002 (210 amino acids)
Molecular function (GO): S-adenosylmethionine-dependent methyltransferase activity; O-methyltransferase activity
Source: RefSeq, a predicted model, not a curated record